UGAAUAUCGUACGGGUGAAGACGUCUUCUGUUCGUCUGGCUCUGGCUCAAAUUCCCAUAACAAAUAAUAAACCAAAUAAUCAACCUUAGUGAGACAACAUCAACAGCAAUAACAAUAACGAAAAAUAUGCAACAAUUUAAGUAAUAUUCACAAGAAAAACGAAAACAAAAAAAAUAAAAACAGUACGAAUAACCCAGUCGGAGAGCGGAAAAGUUGUCAUAAAUAAGUUUACGGCGAAACCUCUAUAUUACUUCAAUCACGAAACUGAAAGCAAAAAAGGAAGCUGUGCAGAUUGAGUUGCUGCCACAGUUACUUACCUGAGUUACCUGAGAGUGUUACUGCUCCACAAACUGACAUUCAGAGCACUGCCAAUGAUGCUGAUGCCGCUUAAAGGCGAUUCCAACAACAAAAUGCGGAGAACUCAGCUUAAUUUGUUUUGCGCUCUCCUAGUAAUGGCAAUCUUUGGCCUUACAAAUGCCGAAACAAAGUAUCGAACCCCUGCUCGGAUAUUAGCCAAACAGACUGGAGCUACGCAAUUCGAGGAGGAACGCUAUGAGACGCAUACUAACUGCAAUGAACACAAACACCAUCUGAAGAAGCGUGCCUCGGAUGAGGAUGUGGACUACGAGGUGUACCAGGGUGUAGUCGGGCGACCGGGCAUUGAUUUUCCCAUAUACCCACGUAUCCCAAGGACCUCGUUUAGCUGUCGCUCGUAUGGGAAUGGCUACUUUGCCGAUAUGGAAACUGAUUGUCAGGUCUUUCACAUUUGCGAAGAGGGUCGUAAGAUCUCGUUCCUCUGCCCCAAUGGCACCAUCUUCCAGCAGAGCGAGCUUACCUGCGACUGGUGGUUCAAGGUAAACUGCCUUGGAUCUUCCGGAUAUUACGCCGAGAGUGCCGAGAUCCUCAACAAGCAGCGUGUGCACCGAGUUCGUCCUUCAGUUCCAGUGCAGGGCUUCAAUAUUGUGGGAGGCGGACUAAAUAUUAAGCCCAAAGUAACACCAGUUGUUGGACAGGGCAGAUCUGGACCUCGCUCCAAUUCCGAUAGGCGCAUUGAUUCCACCGAAGAUGUACCCGCCUCUGUGGAGAGUGUGGACUUUGACGACGUUUCUGGGGAGAAGCAGCGAAAAGUCCUUCCCAGUACUGACAAUAACAGUAAUGACCACGAAACCCAAAUAACGGCGGAGAGUUCAUCCUUUGUGAGUGGAUCCGGAAAGAGACGAGCCAACAAGGAAGCCAGUCCCAGUCGGAACAGCAACGAUGACACCACACUUCUGAAACCUUCGCGCAAUAGGGCACCUGCGGCUUCCCAGGAAAGAGGAGCUUCCACUGAAAGGGCCAGGAAUGGGCAACGAGGACAACAGCGUUACAAGGACAGCGGCAGCGAGGAACUCAGCAAGGAAAAGGAGAAGCCAGCCAAGGACACCAAGCCCGAGUUCUUUGAGGCGCACUCUACCAGAUCCGUUCAGCAGACCACUCCCCACUACUCUGCCGGAAGUUACUCCACCGUUCGUCGUUUGGAGCCCAGCAAGUCCACGCCCUUCUAUACGCCCACUGUGCCCAGUUUGGUCAAGACGAAGUCCACGGAUGGAAAACUCAACUAUAUCAAGGGCGGUCUUGCGGCUACCACACCGAAUCCCAAUCGCUUUGUGGGCAACACGGGCCUCUUCCUGGAAUCCUCGGCAGCCCCAAAGGUCAAACCCACUGCCAGUGGCAGCAUUGAGUUGGACAGCACCUACAAGCCUGUGGUGAUUGGCAUGCGACACCACUACGACGUGGCCAGCUCCGGAGAAUUCCGGCUGCCGGUAAAGUCCAGCGAAAGUCGUGACUACUUGCCCACAACUCCUGCUCCAUCGGCUACCAGCAGUGGACCCACUUAUCUGCCCAAGAGCGCCAAAUCGCCCAGAGGAAAUGCUGCAGCGGCCGCUGGAGAGGAUGCCGUCUUGUUCGCGCCCAAUCCCAUCAAGGAUGAGUCUGUCUACCGCAAUGUGCAGGAGAUGCUCAAGACAAUGAAUCUACUCAAGGAUCAGUUUGAGGAUGUUGAGCUGAAUGCUGCGGCAGCGGCACCCGCCAGGGUUGGACUGGAGAUACCACCUUCCUCGGGACCUGAUGCCCUCGUUUCACUGGCCAAGUACUUUGCCCAGGAGCACAAUGAAACCGGCAACGCCUUGGGUAAGCCAGAAAAGUCCGAGAAAACCGACAAGAAUGGGGUAAAGACCAAGCUCUCCGUCAAACCGCCACCACUGCCCACUGUGAAGCCCUCGGACACCACUGCUUUGCUGACCACCUCCGAAAAUCCUCCAGCCAUUAGCGAAAAUGCGGAUGACAUUAAGAAGAGUCUCCUAAGCGACAACACUGUUCAGAAGUACAGUACUCUCUUUGGUCUUAAGGCCGCUGAAGGUCGCGGAGUAGCCAAUGGAGAUAUAAGUUCUGGUCUUCUGUCCAACCAACCAAACGGAACCCAAUCCGAGUCUGGCUCCAAGUACCAGCCAUUCCCGCAAAUCGGCAGUACGGGAUCCACUAUUGGCGCUCUGGCCGAAAAGCCCGAGUCUCGCAAGAUUGCCCAGAUCUUCUCGAAUGCUUUGUCCAGCUACUUGGAUAACCCAGCAACCUUCAGAGCGGAAUUAGCUGCCCGGGCUCGUCCUACUGAGCCACCAAGUACGCCCAACUUCCGUCCCGUGACCACAACAGAUCCCUCACUUUUCAGCGACGGCACGGCCAAAUACUAUCUGCCCACCAAGGGAUUACCCGAGGUGACCACGCCAACGCCAAACAGCAUAGCUGCGGAGAUCAAUCACAAGUUUGAUUCAACUCCGUCCCCGGAUUAUUCCACUACUACGGAGCUGUACGAAGCCAGUACCAUAAGGGGUCAGGAUCUGGAGUUGUCGGCUGAGCUUUCGCCACCAAGUCCCGAUUCUGGAGAAGGCGAGGAGAUCUUGCAGCAGCAGCACACCCAAUCCUUUGUCAAAUCCCGCAAUGAUCUGCUGAAGGAAGCCAGACCACAGAAGCUAGUGACUACCCACAAGCCCACUGAGCACCCGUGGGCUCUGAAAUCGCAGACCGACUUCCUGGAUCCCCUGACCAUCAACGAUGGUCUGAUGAAGGAGCAGAGGACAUCGACGACCAGUAGCACGACCACCACGACACCGAAAACAACGACAACUGGAACUCCGUUUGCAUACAGGGUGACCACGCCCACGCCAUCGCGGUACGAGUGGGAGGAUAUUUUCCGGAGUUAUGACAUUCCCAGGGAUGCGCUGCCGUCGAGCAGCGGCCUGCAGAGGAUUGCCAAUAAGUUGUUCGGAGGCCUCAACGAGCAGGAGGCACUGCAUCUGCGCAAUGUGAUGGCCAAGGCGGAGCACGACCGCCAGGUGCUGAGCCUAUUGCUGCUGCUCAUCCAGACCUGCGAUGACCACAAUGGACAGGCGCUGGAGCGGAGUAGGAAGCAUCUGCUUAAUGCCCUUAUCGACAUCGACAGCAAGAAGUUGGCAGUGGGGGGCAAGAGCUCCAGGCAGCGGGUGGCGACCACCACCAACCGCGUUCCAGUGACCACCUUCCGACGGGGAAGCGAAUACGUAACCAGCACCACGCCGGGCUACACGACGACCACGGACGUGCCCACCACAACGGGAGCGGGCAGCUACGAGGAGACAACCAAGUUCGAGAUCCGGGUCGAGGAGCUGGACGAUGUCAAUCUGACGACGACGGCGGCGCCUCUGCUGCUCGAAGGAAACUCAGACCGACGCGCCCUGGAGCUGCUCAAGUCAUUAUAUUCGCUGGCCUCGAAGUUCAGCAGCCGGCGGUAGAGCCAGGACGGUUCCUAGUGGUGCACGAAACCUAACUUUAGUCAACUCCACUACACUUUCUUCCUUUUACUUCCUAAACUUUUGAUUUAGUUCCAUUUAAAAUUAAUGCAUGCCCCCCUAUUUUUGAUUUUGUUAAUUGACUUCGUUUAGCCAAUGCAAUUUGCGCAAUUAGUUUGUAAAUAUGUAAACGAAAUACUCGAGGAUCGAGGUAGAGAGAGCCCUGAAAUACUCCCAGGCCCGAAACAGGCAUAGAUUUGGUUGUUCCUGAUGCCCAGCCAAGCAGUUUCCAGUUUAAGAUAAUCAAGUUGUAUUAAAUUAGUUUCUUACUGCUUAGUCUUACGAACGAGAACACACCACUUUCCAUAAUAUCCAAUAUCG
Drosophila bipectinata is the source of this 4181-nucleotide messenger RNA. It is a transcript of the gene thw, whose product is annotated as thawb. NCBI's taxonomy places the organism in Eukaryota, Metazoa, Arthropoda, Insecta, Diptera, Drosophilidae. Gene Ontology annotation, cellular component: extracellular region. Gene Ontology annotation, molecular function: chitin binding. The record is from RefSeq and is a predicted model, not a curated record.